GCACUGAAUCUUUUGUAAAAACAUACGACCACCAUCUGCAACGACCUCGAGUUUCCACCGCGACUUACACCAGGGAGUACUAGAUGGAUUAAACGGCUUGAAUCGCAGCAAAUAAUUGUCUUCGCCUUCAGGCUGUCAUCAACCACCCGAGCCCGUCUCGACCGUCUUCCUGUGAAACAAAACUCAAGAUGGCGCAAAACAGGCAUUGGGAACAGGACAAGGAGGCGACGGUCUACAUCGGAAACAUCGAUGAGCGCGCCUCGCCAGCUAUGGUGUACGAAAUCAUGGUUCAAAUGGGCCCGAUACACAACAUCUACAUGCCCCGCGACCGCGUCACUCAGAACCACCAAGGCUUCGGCUUCGUCGAGUUUCGAACCCCAGCUGACGCCGAGUACGCAGCCAACGUCAUGAACGGGAUCAAGCUGUACGGGAAAUCUUUGCGCGUCAACAAAGCUAGUGCCGACAAACAAAAGCAAGCAGAGGUGGGCGCCGAGCUAUUCAUCGGAAAUCUGGACCCCACGGUCGACGAGAGGACCCUGUACGACACCUUCUCGCGGUUCGGACCCCUCCUCACAAUGCCCAAGGUCGCACGCGAAGACAACGGAACGUCCAAGGGCUUUGGCUUCAUCUCGUACGCCGACUUCGACAGCUCCGAUGCGGCCGUCGCGAAUCUCAAUGGCCAAUACAUCCUCAGCAAGGAAGUUGCCGUCCAGUACGCCUUCAAGAAGGACGGCAAGGGAGAACGUCACGGUGAUAAGGCUGAGCGUGAGCUGGCGGCUCAGGCCAAGAAGAGGAACAUCUUGCCGGAGCUUCAGCCAGUGCCACCGGCCUUCCUGGCGUCGUCCACCCCCGCUGCAGCCGUGCCUCCAGCGCAAUCACCCGCCGCCACGGCGCCGCCACCGGCCGGCUUCGAUCCGGGCAGCGGCCAUCCACUCCAGCGUCAACCAAUGCCAGCACCCGGGAUGCCGGCUGGCUUCGCGCCCCCGCCGCGAGGUCCAUCCCCCUAUAACGUCGUGCCUUCGCCACAAGGCCUUGGCGGUGGUCCCCCUGCCCCUUACGGUCGCGGUGGCGUGCCACUUCCGCCGCCGCCUUCUGGGCUACCGGCACGCCCGCCUCAGGCACAACGAGCCUAUCCAAACCCAGCUGAUUUCCACCCCGGGAGCCAACCAGUUGGCUUUAGGCCUCCUGGUGGGCCGCCCGGUGCGCCUCCUGGGGCAGCUCCCGGGACUGCUCCCCCCGUGCCGCCAGGGUUUGGGGGUGCGCCUCCUGCCCCGGGGCUUGCCAAUGGCCCUCCUGGACCGACUGGCACACCCCCGGCUCCUCCGGGAUUCAUGCCGCCACCAGGCUUCAACCCGCCAGGCUAUCCCCGGAGGUAGGGAGUACGUACGGGGGUAGACUUCUGGUGCGGUACGAAUUGAAAUUAGCACUGCAAUAAGCCAGGUGGUUCUUUCGACUGGUGUUCGUGGUAUAAGACUACCCGACGGGUCUUUGAGAAAAUUUUGUAAGCAAAGUGAAUAGAGACAAUGAUACCCGGUUCACCAAGUCCGCAGCAAUCCGGCGAUGACGCGGCACAAAGCCGACAUGGAAAAUGGAAAAGGCAUAAGGGCGUUUAAUCGGUGAUUAGUAG
Sodiomyces alkalinus F11 is the source of this 1627-nucleotide messenger RNA. RefSeq names its product RNA-binding domain-containing protein. Gene Ontology annotation, cellular component: U12-type spliceosomal complex; nucleolus. NCBI's taxonomy places the organism in Eukaryota, Fungi, Ascomycota, Sordariomycetes, Glomerellales, Plectosphaerellaceae. The record is from RefSeq and is a predicted model, not a curated record. Gene Ontology annotation, biological process: positive regulation of mRNA splicing, via spliceosome. The transcript has 3 exons. Gene Ontology annotation, molecular function: RNA binding. Bases 189 to 1376 code for a protein of 395 amino acids.